CUCAGUCCCUCCCGAGCCUCCGCGGAGACCGCACGUCUCUCUCGCGCCACCUAGUGCCGACAAAAAACAACAGUUGCAUUUUUUAUCAGUAAAAAACCGUGCUGUGUUUCACUUUUUGACUUACAUUUGGAUUUUUAUCACCAUCCAAGCUGAACAAGCGGCCUUCAACCGGUGUCAUUAUUAGUCGGACAGUUUUACGAAUAUUAGGAUUCGAGAUGAGGUGUCUGUGAUCCAAGCCAGGCGUGAACGGCGCCACCAUGACCUCCGAGCGAGCCAUCCCUCAUCUCCGGGAUAUCUUCGGGCUCAACCAGCAGUACGAGACCAAGAGCUUCGACGACAAUGACGACAAAACGAAGAAGUCGAAGAAGAAAAAGGACGACUACCGCUCGUACGCCAACGGCGACGUGAAAACGCUCGAACGACACCUCAGCAUGAAGAAGACUAUUCGGAAAAAGAUCAUGCGUGACCUUCAGCAGGCGUUCGUGGAAGACCCUAACGAGUUUAAGGUGGAGAACACGAGCCCGGAGAAGCUGAAGGCAGAGCUGAGUGCCGAAGCUGUGAAGAUCGAGAAAAACGUGCGGAAGAACGACCCCACGUUCCUGGACAUGUUGCGGGGGGAGACGAGGGGCGAGGAGGCGCGUGAGGAGCAGCCCCCCGCCGAGAAGACCAGCUUCUGGCGGCGUCUGACCAUGAAGAACAAAAACAAGAGAUAAACCAACUGAAGCCGGGCACGCACGUUACUCCCCCACAUCCCCUGAAUGUUGGAUUCACGUGUUCUAUGUCAAUUGUAUAUGAAUAUUUAAAAUGUCUAUUGUACUGAAUAACUACAGUUUAUUGUGAGCUACACUUUGACUGAUUGUAAUGUAGCUGAUAGAUAUAAUUCCAAGCGGAUUUGCUUUGUAAAGUGCUCCCACAUGAAAGCAGGAAAUCUACCAACGGACUCUACAUUAAAUUGUUGUUUUCGUAUUUGUCUAUGAACAACUAAACAUCAUUAACUACCUACCUACUUAUUAAUCAAGUCAAGAUAAGACAUUUAAAAACCGGAACAGCUCAGUUAAAUUAUAGUUUUUAUUUUGCAUUGUAAAUGUUUGGAAGGUGCUUGUAGCAAUUUUUUUGUUUGAUCGAACAAUGCCGUUUCUUGUUCAGUGUUUUUAUUCCUCAAUUUAUGAAAAGCUUAGGUAGGUACCUAACAUUACCGAGUCUAGUAUACUUACCUACUGAAAAAUACGCCUGAAGACUUCGCUAAAUUAUUUCGCUAACUUUAGCCUUCCUGAAGUUAACGAAAUUAACAUUAUAUAACCUAGUUAUCCUAUCUAAAAUUACAAAAAUACAAAUAUUAAGCAUUUUGAAAGGUGAUACUUUAUUCUACUUCUCCCCAUUUACCAGGACAUUAUUAAAAUCUUUCAUGUGGCAGUCUUUACUCACUGCGAGCUGAAAUACUAUAUUUAAAUAUAAGGUUAGCUAGUGAUUCAAUUUCUUGCUAUAAAUUUUAUUAUUACUAGUUUUAAGUCCGAUGUGGGGGGGUAACGUGGUAACAAUCGGCCAUUGUUACUUAGACAUAAUAAAUAUCUCGAUAUAAAUUGUGAUUUACCGUUAAGUUGUGUAAUUAAGAUAGUUUAAGUCUUAGGUUAAGGCUAAAAUACGGCAACUGUGUAAGGUAGGCGCAAGGCAAUUCAUUGUUGUGACAAUUUAUUACAAUUCAAUAUACAUAAUUUUACACAUUUA
Messenger RNA from Ostrinia nubilalis (European corn borer), 1725 nucleotides. RefSeq lists its product as uncharacterized. The record is from RefSeq and is a predicted model, not a curated record. The transcript has 3 exons. Lineage: Eukaryota; Metazoa; Arthropoda; Insecta; Lepidoptera; Crambidae. The coding region runs from base 258 to 713 and encodes 151 amino acids.